AUGAUCCAGCCACGGUCCCGCAAUUGGAUGGCCUACCUGCAGACGGGGUUCAACUACGCCCACGGCCUGUCGGCUGGCGGCGCCGCCACGGUCAGCGACAAGGGGCGGCUGCGGUAUCCUGACGGCCGCCGCAACUACUGCGGCGACGCGCACAACGAGGACCGGUGGGAUAAGCCCACGUCGCCUGUGGUGACUUACACCACAGGGCAAGUCAUCAACGUUGAUGUCGUGGUGGCGGUCAACCACAUGGGCCGCAUGAGCAUGCAGGUUUGCCCCUUGGACGCCAAGCCCAAGCAGGGCAAGUGCAAGAAUCUGUACCUCAAAGGCCAUGGCGUGAAGAAGGGCGUGAAGUCUUGGUACCUCCCGGGCAUAGACAAGUGGACGGGCGGCAACUAUGGCGGCGACGCCCCGCGAUACGGUGACGGCACCUUCUCCGCGUACCGCAUGCCCGCGAUCCCCGACACUGCCGGCUGGGGCUGCACCAGCCAGCGGCUCUGCAACGCGUUCAAGGACAUGUGGGUAUACCGCACAAAGUGGGCCCUGCCCAAGGACUUCAAAUGCAGCCACUGCAAGCUACAAUGGGUCUGGACCACCGGCCACAGCUGCUGGCCGCCGUGCGAGAAGGGGAACCCGUUCCCGCAGUGCACCAACAAGCAGGUGUACCCAACCUGCGGCACCAAAGGCGCCGCCUACCCAGAGGAGUUCUACAACUGUGCUGACGUGACCAUCACUGACAACGCCCGCAUCGACCCGGCCACCAACUACCCGCCCUGGAAUUGGAAAGUGGACAUCCAGCACGGCACCUGGGGAGAGGUGCGCCCCUCGAUCAUGCACAAGGACUGA
Molecule: messenger RNA, 843 nt
Organism: Monoraphidium neglectum
Lineage: Eukaryota; Viridiplantae; Chlorophyta; Chlorophyceae; Sphaeropleales; Selenastraceae
Exons: 8
Coding region: 1-843 (280 amino acids)
Source: RefSeq, a predicted model, not a curated record